Pseudomassariella vexata is the source of this 2101-nucleotide messenger RNA. RefSeq names its product histidine acid phosphatase. Gene Ontology annotation, cellular component: fungal-type cell wall. Lineage: Eukaryota; Fungi; Ascomycota; Sordariomycetes; Amphisphaeriales; Pseudomassariaceae. The record is from RefSeq and is a predicted model, not a curated record. The transcript has 4 exons. The coding region runs from base 335 to 1945 and encodes 536 amino acids. Gene Ontology annotation, molecular function: acid phosphatase activity.
CCACAUUACGUGUCUUGCGAGGUGCGAUAGGGCGAGGAUUGGGCAACCCAAUUUUAAUCACUAGUAAACAACUCCUUCGUAUGAUCAUCUAGGCAUGCUUCCCAUACAGUCGGGUGCUUACCCGAUGCCCACGUGGGAGGAAGCUCUGGGAUACCGUUGAACCUCAAGGUCGUGCCGAUGUCACCAUGAAUUGACUUCAUAGACCAGGAUGGAUUACCAUUCCCUUAUAUGCGGGUCAAUGGCUCCAUAUAAGUAGUUCUUGUCUCCCUACUAUGUACGUGAUGUGAUUCUUGCUUUCGUUGCGUGCGUCCACUCUUGUCUCCGACCCCCUAUCAUGGCCUCCUCGCUUCUUCUUGGGGCAUCUCUGGCUGCAGUCGGUGUGUCUGCCGCGGGUCAAAUUUUGGCUCCUACGCAAGACAUCAACUACCCGUCAAGCGGCAGUGCCAUCGAUCCUCUGAAAUGGCUCGGGGCCAAUGGUCCUUGGUAUGCCGGCCCCAAUGUCAAUGACAUUUCGCCUGAAGUCCCCGAGAACUGCUAUGUGGACCAGGCCGCCUAUGUUCUUCGUCAUGGUUCGAGGUAUCCCGAUGCUGGCGCUUAUGAUGGAUGGGUAGAGAUGCAGUCAAGGUUUUACGCAGGGAACUACACUGCAAGUGGGAGUCUGUCUUUCCUGCCAGAGUGGAAGACGGUCCUAACCAACCCGCCACUCCAAAUCGCCAUGGAGAACCCCACUGGGGCGAAAGAAGCACAUGACCUGGGCUAUACACUUCGAACAAGAUACCCGGACCUGUAUCAAGAUGGGGAUGAAUUCAUGGUCUGGGCCAACAACUACACCCGGGUCCUCCAAACGGCUCAAAUGUUCGUCCGUGGCUUCCUCGGAUUUUCAGCCCCGGCAAACGGCAGCGUCGUCUCAGUGACAUCGAAAGGCUUCGCAGCCGGCAUUGGCGACUCCUUGGCUCCGUCAGACAUGUGCCCAAACUUCGAAGAUGCUUCGGGUGGAGACAACAAAACCAUAUGGGACAAUAUCUGGAUUCCCCCCGUUCAGGAGCGCCUGCAAGCGCUCAUUGACGGCAACCUCACCCUAACAGCCAGCGAUAUAGCUCAGAUCCCGUACUUGUGCGGAUUCGAGAGCCACAUCACCGGACGACUAUCCCCAUGGUGUGACGUCUUUACCGACGAGGAGCUGAAGCAGUACGAGUACUCCAACGAUCUCCGCUAUUACUAUGGCAUAGGCCCUGGGACCGACCUCCCGCAGAAGAUGAUGACGCCAUACCUCAACGCGCUUAUCGAUCUCUUCGAGCAAGGGCCGGGGAUCACCGGUACCGACGCUGAUGGGUCGACCUUCGAGCUGCCUAAGCUGCUCAUGUCGUUUUUGAACGACGGACAACUGACUGAACUUGUCACCGCUAGUGGUGUUUUUGACGAACAAGCCCUUCUGUCACCAACGGAGAAAGAUGAUGACCGAUUAUGGGUAGGGUCUCGAUAUGUAUCGAUGCGAGGCACUAUCGCUUUUGAACGACUCAACUGCAUCAUCUCUGGAGGCGAUGAAACAAGCACCAUCCAAUACCCCAACGCCACCGCAUCUGCGGGACCCUCAACCGCCCCAACGACCCUGUCGACCUCAGCUCUAGCCACAGCAUCAACAAUCCGCGUCUUCCCAACUCCCGCCCCUACAUCUGCCAUCCUUGACCGCCGCCAGUCUUCGAACGCCACUUACAUCCGUAUCCGCCUGAACGACGCUGUAUACCCGGUGCCCUCUUGUAAGAACGGGCCGGGCUCGUCGUGUCUGCUGAGCGAUUAUGUCCAGUAUGUUCAGACGAAGUAUGAGGCGCAGGGUGAUUGGAUUACCAAUUGUAAUGUGACUAUUGAGGGAGCGCCUACGAAGGUUAAGGGGGCGAGUUUCUAUACGGAUUUGAGCAGCCCUUGGCUGCAGCGUAUCGCGCCAUAGCCGGGGGGUUAAGGAUGGGUGGGCAUGGAUAAGAAUCGUUAUAGUAUCAACGCAAUGGUGGAAUCAAAUGGCAAGGAUGUCUUUAUUACGGCGUAGAAGUUUCCGGCCAUGGCCAUCCUGCUCAAUGGGCUUGAACUAGAGUACUUGCAAGGCUUA